GCAAGGAAGGGAUUCUUGGCUCGUACUGCCCUUAUCGGAAGCUUACCCGGCCUCUCUAGUUUUCCUUUUGGGUAACUCUACCCAAUCCCUGUUGAACGGAAGGACGGGGUGGAACUAAACCGUAGCCACCACCUCCUGUGGAACUAUAACUCCCAGCCAUCAUAGCGCUAUUUUAAGUUCCCACACCUCUACGGGGUUGCUCUACGCACGCGCCUGCGUGGAUGAAACCAGCUGGGUUUUUUCCUGGCGCCUCGUGAUGUUCCACUCAAACCGUUGGCGCCUGCUUUACAGAUGUGGGAGACUGCGGGCGUCGUUUAGUUCACAUUGGUAUCAGAUGCUGCUGAAGCCAAGAGGCUCUGGGAAGCCAAUAGCAGACAGUUCCAGUGAACUAAGCCUCUUGAGGCCCAAAAGAUCACUGGGCCAUGAGGAAAUGGUGAGGCUGCUGGAAGCAUCAGUGGUGCAUGCAGAUGGUGCACUGGUGGCCAUCAGCAAACCCCCUGGCUUCCCUGUGGCGGGCAAACCAGGGGAGCUGACUUUGCAGUCUGUUUUACCAGAUCUAACCCAGAAGCUUGGCCUCCCACAGGAUAUCCAGGUGAUCAAAGCUUCAGGAAAGGAGAGUUCUGGACUUGUUCUACUCUCAGGUUGCCCAAGCACCACACAGCGUCUCCAAGACUUCUAUGCCCGAUGUCGGAGAACAAAAUGUCCACCUGCUACCUAUUGUGCUAUCACUACCAGGAUCCCGGUAGCCUCGGAGGGGGAAAUUCGUACAUGUCUCAAGGAGAUCCGAGUUGAAGAUUUUGAUCUGGUGAUGCCGGUGGCUUCCCCUUCUCGUGGCAGCCUCCAGAGGAAGGAGGUGAAAAAAACACUGACACGCUAUAAGGUGCUGGACUCCCAUGAAGGCUGUGCCUUAUUGCAGCUACAGCCACUGACAGUCUUCCGCAACCAACUCCUGGUCCACCUGACGCUGUUACUGAGCCCUGCACUCGGGGAUCAUGUGUAUUCCUCCCGUGUGGGGACUGUCCUGGGGGAGCCCUUCCUCUUGCCUGCUGAGACUACCCUGCCACGGAUACAGGUCCUAGAAGAUUCUUUGCUGAAGAAGCUCCACCUGCAACAACAACAGGUGCAUCGCUUGCUGCUUCAUCUCCACCUCCACCAGCUCCUCCUCCCAGCUGCCGGCUCAUCUUCCUCCAGCACUGUGCUCACGGCUCCUCCACCACCUUUUUUCCUGCAGACACUUUCUCUCCUGGGUCUUGUCUUACCCCAGGACAAGAACAAGCAGUGACAAGGCAUUCAGAGCAUUUGUUCCAACUCAGUAGGCACCGUCUUCCCAAUAAAGUGGAAGUGUUGGCCUUAACAGCUAGUAGCAGGUCUCUGGGGCGAGAAGGCAGCCUUUGCUACAGAAAGGAAGAACCAUUUUGCCCCCUGCUGGCAAGAUGCUCACAGAGCUGCUGCUGAAGAAUGUAAAAAGGCUUAUAUUGCCUCUGCUGAUCUAACAUGGUAAUGGAAGCUGUUUCAGGGCUUUUGUAUAAUGCCCAAAUGAAGGUAGCUCCAAGGGAAGUGUCAGUUCUAGAGUUUUUGUUUGCCCUGAGCAAUGCAAUCUCAGUUUUAGCCAGCAGUUUUAGCCAGCAGUUUUAACUGUGUGCGCACAGCGGUGCCAUGGCAACAUAAGUCAACAGCUGGCUUUAGGUCCAGCCAGAGAAAGCUAGAUACACCCAACUCCUACUGAAAUCAGUGGGAAUGCUUCGCUCUCAUUAAUGUCAAUUGGAUUUAUGCAUUUGUCAUGUUGUGUAGAUUACACUCACUGCAGCACAAAAACAAUGCACUCAACAUUUAUCCUGCUAGAAGAAGUAGUGCCUGCUCGUUGGAUUGCUUGCCAGCGAGAUAGUGCUAGAGGCCUCUACACUCAAGAUAAUGGCACUGUCCUAGUGGGGUAAUGAGAGACAAGCCUCUCUCAUUUGAUACGUUCAACUUCUAAAUGCAAUUGUUUGUAUUGAAAAAUGUGCAGGGGAGAGGCUUUGGUUUUUCAGUACCACUUAAAAAAAAUAAAUUCUGGCAUAAAGAGUU
Rhineura floridana is the source of this 2064-nucleotide messenger RNA. RefSeq names its product RNA pseudouridine synthase D3 (gene RPUSD3). Lineage: Eukaryota; Metazoa; Chordata; Lepidosauria; Squamata; Rhineuridae. The transcript has 9 exons. The record is from RefSeq and is a predicted model, not a curated record. Gene Ontology annotation, biological process: pseudouridine synthesis. Gene Ontology annotation, molecular function: pseudouridine synthase activity; RNA binding. The coding region runs from base 257 to 1282 and encodes 341 amino acids.